Messenger RNA from Fukomys damarensis (Damara mole-rat), 1445 nucleotides. It is a transcript of the gene Rnf227, whose product is annotated as ring finger protein 227. The record is from RefSeq and is a predicted model, not a curated record. The coding region runs from base 94 to 333 and encodes 79 amino acids. The transcript has 3 exons. Lineage: Eukaryota; Metazoa; Chordata; Mammalia; Rodentia; Bathyergidae.
GGACUCGACCUGGGCCGCAGGAGUUCCCGUUCGUUCUGUUCACGGAGUUGGCCGCAUUAGCAAUAGCCAACUUGAGGCUCCACGGCGGGCACGAUGCAGCUCCUGGUGAGGGUCCCUUCUCUUCCAGAGAGGGGCGAGCUGGACUGUAACAUCUGUUACCGGCCCUUCAACCUCACCGGCCGCGCGCCCCGCCGCCUACCCGGUACUGCGCGCGCCCGCUGCGGGGACCGGGUCCUGAGGCCCGCUCGCCGCUGGCGGCGUCCGCUGCCUAGCAACGUGCUGUACUGCCCAGAGAUCAAGGAUAUUGCCCGCAUGACCCGGUGCACGCUGUAACUGAGGAAGACGGAAGUUAUAGCAGAAGGACGGUGGGAGCUGCAGCCUCUGGCGCGUUUCAGUAGGGGCUAAAUGUCAAGACUACACCCUCCCCUAUCUGGGGUUGGAGUAUGAUGAGGGAGUUGAGCCGAAGGCCAGAGGGAACGCCCUGGCAGGUGUUGAUGCUGAGCUGAGGGCCCUAGGUGAAUUCGCCCCCAUAUACUGAUGGUGCCAGCGUUACGUUUUCAUGAUGGAGUAGCCCAGGGAUGAUGUAAACAAAGCCUACAUUACUGUGGGAGGAACUUGGCUUCUGCCCCGGGAGUCUUUGGUAUGUGGGAGCAACAUAUCACAUUUUAGCAAUUGUAAAUGGUUUGAAGUUUUUAAAAAAGAUGGAAGUCACGUGAGAAGUGAGAACCUCACUUCUCUAGCAUGUAAGGACACUGGUAUGCCUGUCUCCCCACUCCCACUUGUGUUUCAAAAUUUACUGAGAUGCCUCCCUGUUAUGAUUAGAGGCCUUGCUUCAUUUCCCAAUCUCCCUUCAGCCUGCUAGGGCAGGUAUCAGAAGGUCCAGUGGGCAUUUAUGUGAGGCACUUAAUUAAAUAUCAGGAAUGGAAGGCGAGCCAUUUGGUGAGGGCAUUGCAAUUUAAAUUUUUUAUAUUAUCUGUAUUAUUUUUCACAAGGACACUGGCACUAUUGGAAAAAAUGUUUAUAAUUUUAAACUUGUGUCAUAUAAUGUCAUACAACCAUCUGUUGUAUGCUGUCAGUUGCUUAGUCAUAGUCAAGAACUAUCAGUGGUGUCAAUGAGAGCUUGUUGAAAGUGCAGAAUUUUAGGAUCCCACUCCACACUUGACUGUACUUUAACAGUCCCAGUAAUUCAUUUGCAUACAAGUUUAAGAAGCAACUAGACACUCUAUUAUAUCACCAUCUGUUGGUAUAAUAUUUAAAACAAUACAUUAUACUAUCUUAUUGAAAGUUCCAGAGUAACAUUCUGUUGAAGAAAACUUCCAUUUUUCUGAGUUAAAAAUGUGAAGUACUUUAAGUGUAGGCCUCAAUUUGUUAGGGGUCUCCAAGGUUUAUUUUUGGUGUUUGCACAACUCUGUAAAUAUACUAAAAACUUUUUUUUUUUUUUUUGG